Messenger RNA from Centruroides sculpturatus (bark scorpion), 1644 nucleotides. It is a transcript of the gene mof, whose product is annotated as histone acetyltransferase KAT8-like. The transcript is spliced from 9 exons. Lineage: Eukaryota; Metazoa; Arthropoda; Arachnida; Scorpiones; Buthidae. Gene Ontology annotation, biological process: regulation of DNA-templated transcription. Gene Ontology annotation, molecular function: histone acetyltransferase activity. The coding region runs from base 7 to 1353 and encodes 448 amino acids. The record is from RefSeq and is a predicted model, not a curated record.
UUAAGUAUGGCGGAAGAAGAAACAAAGGAUGUUGUUUCUAACGUGACUAUGUCUAAUAAUACCGAUACGAAUAACGAUUCUGGUGUAAAUGAAAGAUGCAGUCUCAGUAAUCAAAACAUCAUCAUGAAUAAUGUUAGUAAUGAGCCCGUUUUGGAGAUUGGUGAACAUUAUAUGGUUCGUCGAUCUGACGAAGCAUGGCAUCCUGCAGAAAUUAUUCAAGUUCGAACAAAUGAACAAGAAGGAGGAAAAUAUGAAUAUUAUGUACACUAUGAAGGCUAUAAUCGUCGACUCGACGAGUGGGUUGAUAGAGAAAGGUUCGAUCUUAUUUCAACGUAUAAAGAUUUAGAUGGUAAACAUGGACAUUCUCAAAAUGAUCUUGGUGAUCAACCAGACAGAAAAAUUACAAGAAACCAAAAACGAAAGCAUGAUGAAAUAAAUCAUGUACAAAAAGUAAGUGUUAAGACUUUUUACUCUGUAGAUAGACACCAUAAAGCAAUUACAAAAGUAAAAUAUAUUGAUAGAAUACAGUUUGGAAAGUAUGAGAUUGAUGCUUGGUAUUUCUCACCAUUUCCUGAUGAAUAUGGAAAACAGCCUAAACUAUGGAUAUGUGAAUAUUGUUUAAAAUAUAUGCGAUUAGAAAAAACAUACAGAUAUCAUCAGGGAGAAUGUACUUGGCGUCAACCUCCAGGAAAAGAAAUUUAUAGAAAGGGAACAAUUUCUGUAUGGGAAGUGGAUGGAAAAGAUCAUAAGAUAUAUUGUCAGAAUUUAUGUUUACUUGCCAAACUUUUCCUUGAUCAUAAAACUUUGUAUUUUGAUGUUGAACCUUUCAUCUUUUAUAUAUUAUGUGAAGUAGACAAACAUGGGGCACAUUUAGUAGGAUAUUUUUCCAAAGAAAAAGAAUCUCCUGAUGGAAAUAACGUCGCUUGUAUUCUAACAUUGCCACCAUAUCAACGUAAAGGAUAUGGAAAGUUUUUGAUAGCGUUCAGUUAUGAAUUAUCCAAAUUUGAGCAUUCUGUCGGAUCUCCUGAAAAACCCUUAUCUGAUUUGGGAAAAUUAAGCUAUCGUAGUUAUUGGUCCUGGGUGUUAUUAGAAAUUUUAAGAGAUUUUCGUGGGACUUUAACAAUUAAAGAUUUAAGCCAAAUGACUAGUAUUAGUCAAGGAGAUAUCAUCAGUACAUUACAAAGUUUAAACAUGGUUAAAUAUUGGAAAGGACAACAUGUUAUUUGUGUUACACCGAAAUUAGUGGAAGAACAUUUACGUAGUGCUCAGUAUAAGAAACCUCGAUUGACUGUAGAUACUUCUUGUCUCAGAUGGACACCUCCUAAAAAGCAGCAAAAAAUUGGAAAGAAAUAAUUUAUGAACCAAUGUUGUAGUAUAUGUAAUCAGUAAAAAAUAUAGUUUAUAUUCUACCUCAUCUUUGUUCACCAUUACAUGUAAAAUUCAUCUAUGUUGCAGUAAUUGUACCUAUGAAUGUUUGUUUGAAUUUCUUCCUUGGUUUUUCAUGUUUUAUUAAGUGAUAAAUUUGUAUUUUGAAUAUUUUAUCCAGUUCAAAACUGAUUUGUAUAAGUGUAUAAAGCUUAAUAAUGAUGUCAAGACCAUGAUAUACGAAAUAUAAUUUCUUUUAAAUCACACAAUAAAAAAGUU